This is a messenger RNA of Daphnia pulicaria, 2279 nucleotides long. RefSeq names its product TBC1 domain family member 15-like. Gene Ontology annotation, molecular function: GTPase activator activity. The transcript has 14 exons. Gene Ontology annotation, biological process: activation of GTPase activity. The record is from RefSeq and is a predicted model, not a curated record. The coding region runs from base 136 to 2178 and encodes 680 amino acids. NCBI's taxonomy places the organism in Eukaryota, Metazoa, Arthropoda, Branchiopoda, Diplostraca, Daphniidae.
UUUCAAUGUCGUCGGAUGUCGUUUCAGAAAUAAUCAGAAUUCACAUUGUUUACCAUUUCUCUUGCGUCACGUUGAGUCAUCAAAAGUUUUUCAAUCUGGAUUCCAUCGUAAAAAAAGUUCGCCCCGAACAUUUUUAUGGAUAACUCAGAAGCUGGAGGAUCGUUCCUCCUCUACGAACAAGACGGAGUUUUGUUGACUACCAAGGGAAUCAGUGGUGACAACUCUAAUCUUCAUCUGGGAAAACUGCGCAUUGUUAAAGAGAAAACGGGGAUAUAUAUGUUAUGGUUAAGUGAAGAAAAUAGUGCAGGUCUACCAUACUCUGGCUCUACAGACACUGAUUGGACAGUAAUUAAUCCUAAUCAAGGUUCAGUUGGUUAUCAUAGCAAUGGUACUGGAAGACCUAUUCGUUUUGAAGUUGAAGAUUUGAAAUGCAUUUGUUUAUCUCCUAUUUCUGACAGCAGUGGACAACCUAGAAGGCACACAAGUGGGGCAAAGGCUGAUCCUGGUCGGACGUGCAGUGUAACAUUUGUGCAAACUGAUGGAACUACAUAUUCUAACCUUAUUUUUCCGGGUGGAUCAACUCAUGGUCUUCUUGAUGCUCUUACUCAACAUUUAGUGUUAAAACGAUCUUGCCAUGAUGACUCGAUGAUUUUGUGUGAACCCAAGACCCCUAAAUUAAGAAGAGAUCCAUACGAGCGAUCGUUAGCUGAGCUGCGCCUUUUCCCUGACCGAAACCCAGCUAUGCAUUCAGCCGGAUAUGCUAGAUUAGGUCAAUUGGGUCAGAUCGGUGUUGGAGCUUGGAGAUUCGUCAAUGACUUAAAGAGAGAUCCCUACACUGCAACCAUGACUGCUUUUUCGAAAAUAUCAGACUACUUACUCCACGAAGAGGUGAAGGCCAAUGAAGAUAUUGCAGAGUUACUUCAGAAAAGUUUAACACUAGACGAGCCCACGACUACAGCCCAAAGAGUUCCAAUUGCGAGUAGUAAUGAUGCUGACGAAAGCACAAUGCUAGUGGGCAGCUCAGAUUCGUCAGUUGAAGGUUACGAAGUAAUUCAACCGCCAGUGGCAGACCUUAUCCCGAGACCAAGAGUUAAUCGAGGACAACCCUUAACUGAAAUCGAAUGGCAAACUUAUUUCGAUGAAGAAGGGAGAAUCGAGAAAUCCCAAGAAAUCCGCAUCAAAAUAUUUCGGGGGGGGAUCGAGCCAUCUAUCCGUAGUGAAGUGUGGAAGUUUCUUCUAGGCUACUAUCCCUGGCACACGAGUCAGGUCGAAAGAAAAGAGUUACGCGACAAGAAAGUCGAGGAAUACUUUCGUAUGAAGCUUCAGUGGCGUUCACUUUCUGCUCUCCAAGAAUCCCGUUUCGCCUCCUUCAAGCAACGAAAAGAUUUGAUCGAAAAAGAUGUCAACCGAACAGACCGGACCAUUUCUUACUAUGCCGGCGAAAACAAUACAAAUGUUUCUACUCUUCGUGAUGUCCUGAUGACCUAUUGUUUGUAUGAUUUCGACCUCGGAUAUGUCCAGGGUAUGAGUGAUUUGCUUGCUCCACUUCUCUUCGUUUUAGACGACGAGGUGGAUGCCUUUUGGUGUUUUUCGGCGUACAUGGAGCGUGUAAGUUUAAACUUUCACCUAGACCAGGCUGGCAUUAAACGGCAAUUGAGCCAGCUCCGAAUGCUUGUACAAGCUGUUGAUCCGCACUUGGCUUCCUAUCUUGACACUCGCGAUUCUGGCAAUUUGUUUUUCUGCUUUCGCUGGCUUUUGGUCCUGUUCAAGCGUGAGUUUAAUUACCCCCAAAUCUUGCGCUUAUGGGAAGUCUUUUGGACGGAUGGACCGUUCCACGGCGACGAAGAGUCACUUUCAGCUACCAACUUUCACUUGCUGGUUGCUCUCAGUAUUUUGGAUAGUCAAAGAAACACAAUUUUAGAAAAUCGCUUCGGAUUUACUGAAAUUCUCAAGCAUGUGAACGAUCUGGCAUUGUACAUUGACCUGGAAGAAGCUUUAGCCAAGGCGGAAGGAAUAUUCAUACAACUCAAAGAUUCUCCAUCGGUGGGCUCAGAGGUCCGUCGAAUUCUCGGACUAAGAGAAAUGAGCGAAUCAUCCGAAGACAGUCCAUCAUCUAAUAGUACGGAUUCUCUAUUAGAGGAGCGCUAUGAAACUGCUCUCGGCCUUCAUUAUCUGUAAAGUACUGAUUACUAUUAUAAGUUUAUAACACUACUUUUACGUUGUAUUUUUCUUGGGCUGUUAUAUUCCACGCGUACUCGUUAAUAUAAGGUCAUAGAUUA